Molecule: messenger RNA, 1386 nt
Organism: Erigeron canadensis
Lineage: Eukaryota; Viridiplantae; Streptophyta; Magnoliopsida; Asterales; Asteraceae
Product: acyl-CoA C20 Delta5-desaturase-like
Exons: 5
Coding region: 102-1136 (344 amino acids)
Biological process (GO): lipid metabolic process
Cellular component (GO): endoplasmic reticulum membrane
Molecular function (GO): oxidoreductase activity, acting on paired donors, with oxidation of a pair of donors resulting in the reduction of molecular oxygen to two molecules of water
Source: RefSeq, a predicted model, not a curated record
GCAUAUCAUCCCUGCCUCUAUAUAUACAUGCAGUGAGAGGCUUAACAUAUCAUCAUAUCAUAAAACACAAUAUUAUUUCUUGCAUAAUUAGCUAUAGAGCAAUGUCAACCACAAUAACUAAUGUAACAUCAUCACGUACCAAACUCAAACAAACACCAAAAACCUUUGUAGCUACGGCCGCUAUGACUGAAUCACCAAUUACUAGUGCUGAUCAUGACACAAAAUCGGAGGUGGAGAAGUUGAGGGAGGCCGGGUUUUGGUUCAGAAAAUGGGACAUGUUUGAUUUGUCACACCUUUUGUUGCUCAUUGUAAAGCAUACCUUGGCUGUGUGCUCUCCUUUUGUGCUCACUUGGGGUGCUUUUUGGGUGACUGUCAUCUUGUCUUUCUUUUCUGGAAUGGGUAUUACUCUUUGUUACCAUAGGGUUCUUACUCACCGAAGCUUGAAGCUCCCGAAAUGGCUAGAGUAUUUCUUCGCUUAUUGCGGUCUCCAUGCAGGCCAGAGAGAUCCAAUAUUUUGGGUGAGUGUACACAAGUACCAUCACAAGUAUACCGAUACGGAAAGGGAUCCCCAUAGCCCACUUGAAGGUUUUUGGUUCAGUCAUAUCGGUUGGUUCCAUUACAACGAGUAUCUUGCUGUUAAGUUUGGAGAAUCAAAGAUUGCAGAAUACGCGAACGUUCCAGAGUUGAAGGCGCAAUGGUUCUAUAGGUUUCUUCAUGAUACAUAUGUUUUCCAAAUAGCUUUACUUGGAGCCAUAUUGUACAUGCUUGGAGGCUUUCCUUGGCUAGCUUGGGGAAUGGGCAUGCGAGCCGUGAUGGUUAACCACUUCACCUUUUUUGCGGCGUCUAUAUGUCAUAGAUGGGGUGAAAGGCCAUGGAACACCCUUGAUACCUCUACCAAUAACUGGUGGGUGGCAAUGCUAACUUUCGGAGAGGGAUGGCAUAACAAUCACCAUGCUUUUCCAUACUCGGCACGUCAUGGAAUGGAAUGGUGGCAAUUCGAUGCGACAUGGGAGUUGAUCAAGUUUCUAGAGAUGCUUGGACUGGCAAAAGAUGUGAAGUUGCCCUCUGAGGCUGAAAUUAAAAGACAAACCAAAUUGUGUGCCGAAAACCCCAAGCAAUCGAUGAUUUUCAACUAGCGUGUGUUUGUGUUUGUGUUUGUGAUUGUGAUUGUGUGUAGUACUAUUUGGUAUGUCGAUCAGACGACCUUUUUGGUCAGGUUGUGAGUUCAAGUCUUAUGGUAACCGCUAUAGUUAUAAGUAUUUUGCGGAUUGGUGUGUAAGAUGAUGAUGAUACUUUUAGAGUAUCAUGUGUACGUGUAAUAUAUUAGUAUUAUGUCUUAUAGUACAUCCUCUGGUAUGUAUGGAAUUAAGUGAUGAAUAAAGAGGU